Molecule: messenger RNA, 1242 nt
Organism: Triticum turgidum subsp. durum (durum wheat)
Lineage: Eukaryota; Viridiplantae; Streptophyta; Magnoliopsida; Poales; Poaceae
Source: the annotation of a GenBank genome assembly
AUGGCGGCCAUGGCCAGGAGCAACAGCAGCAAUGGCCACGGCUACCACCACGAGGCGUCCACCACUUCCUCCUCCUCUUCCUCCACGUCGUUGGCUCGGGGGCGGAGAUCACUGGAGCAGCAGGUCCCCGGGACACCGGGGCGGCCGUUGCUGUUCCUCACCUCAUCCUCCUCGAGCCCGGCCCACCCCCAGCUCGUCUCCUCGAGGAGGUCAGUACCUUCCAAGUGGGAGGACGCGGAGAAGUGGCUGACGCAGUCGUCCGACCACCGCGGCCAUCACCAUGGCAAGGCGGCCUCCAAGCAGCACCACAUCGGAGGACCGGUGCCGGCAACGGCGAGGAGGACCUCACUAGACGCCAAUGCGCUUGCUUUGUACACACUACCUGCAGAGGUGCUCCUCAAAGACAAGUACACCGACAACGUGGAGCCGUCCAAAGAGAGCUUCGUGUUCCGGAGCUCCUACUGCGAGCCGGCCAAGAAUGGCGCUGCGGCGGUGACCUGCGGAGAUGAUGACUUCCACCGGAGGGACGUCGGCACGGAGAUGACGCCCCUGGGGAGCUCCCCGACCUCACGGUGCCACACGCCGGUCAAAAGCACCUCCCCGGCAAGGCACAACACGCCGACGGGCCGGUCGGGGCCCCUUGUGCCGUACAACAGCGGCAGUGGCAUGGACAUCUCGGAGCUGACGGACUGCCAUUUCGCCAAGCUGGACCUGGGCGCGCAGUUCGAUUCCAUGCUCGUCAACUGGAGCUCCAAGGAGGAGGAGGAAGAGGAGGUGUCCAAGAGCCUCAGGCACUUCGAGGCCAGCGCCGGCGACGGCGGCAGAGCCUGCGAUAAGCGGGUUGCCGCCGUCACCGAGUGCCGGUGGGAAGACGAUGAGAGAGCCAAGAGUUGCAUAAGGUAUCAGAGGGAAGAGGCAAAGAUUCAGGCCUGGAUUAACCUGGAGAGUGCCAAAGCUGAAGCACAAUCCAGAAAGCUAGAGGUGAAGAUUCAGAAGAUGCGAUCGAACCUGGAGGAGAAGCUGAUGAAGAGGAUGACGAGCGUGCACAGGCGCGGCGAGGAGUGGCGCGCGGCGGCGCAGGCGCAGCACCUGCAGCAGCUCCGGCGCGCCACCACGGAGCACCAGGCCCGGCGGGUGAAGACGAUCAGCCACCACCUCUCCGGGACCGGGAGCAAUGCGUCCUGCGGCUGCUUCCCCUGCAACAGUGACAACAUCAUCAGCGGCAACCUCCUCAACUAUUAG